AUGAUCAACGACACACUUGCCUUUGGAGAUUUGGACACGAAUGUUUCUGCGCCUUUGCCUCCUCUUGCUCUCAGCCACAACCAAAGUGCUUUCCCUGCGCUCCGGCUGGAGUCCAAGUCUCUGGUCACUUCAGCCACCAUGUUCGCCGUGGGAGUCCUGGGAAACCUCAUUGCCAUAGUCGUGCUGUGCAUCUCCAAAAAGGAGCAGAAAGAGACCACUUUCUACACUCUGGUGUGCGGGAUGGCCAUCACGGACCUGCUGGGAACAUGCUUCACCAGCCCCGUGGUGAUCGCCACAUAUGUGGCCAACCGCUGGCCGGGAGGAGUGUUACUGUGCCACUUUUUCUCCUUCUCCAUGCUCUUCUUCGGCUCUGCGGGGAUGUCCAUCCUGUGCGCCAUGGCUGUGGAGCGAUACUUGGCCAUAAACCAUGCGUAUUUCUACUCCCAGCACAUAGACCGGACCAUGGCGCGAUUUGCACUCCUGGCCGCCUACCUGGCUAACAUUGUGCUGUGCAUUAUGCCCAGCUUUGGCUUCGGGCAGCACGUCAGGCACUUUCCCGGGACUUGGUGCUUUCUGGACUGGAGGGCGACGGACUCACUCGGAGCAUGCUACUCCUUUCUGUACGGCGGAGUGAUGGUGGUGCUGAUCGCAGUGACACUUUUGUGUAAUUUGGCCGUGUGCAAAUCGCUGGUGGGGAUGAACCAGAGGACCUCUUGUGAGCAGAGGGGGUCACGUCGCCGCUUCCCCCGGCUGCCCUCGGUCACCUCGGCCGCGGAGAUCCAGAUGUUCUGGCUGAUGAUCUUCAUGACCAUCGUGUUCCUGGUCUGCUCCAUCCCUUUAGUGGUGCGGAUCUUCGUGAACCAGCUUUACGACCCUGCCUACAUCUCUGCUGGGGGGAGGCCUGACUACCGGAGCGACAUGCUGGCCAUCCGCUUCGCCUCAUUCAACCCCAUAUUAGACCCCUGGGUUUACAUUUUGUGCCGGAAGAACCUGCUGCUGAAGGGCUGCGAGAAGCUAAAGAGGACAAUGUCGCACACUAAAGACAUUCGUGGGGACAACAUCGGCUGGGUGGGAGGUCAACACUCCCCUCCGUCUCUAAACAGCGAUGAUACCAGUUACGCGUCAUUACGCACAGCCAGCUUCAGGAACGAUGUGGAAGCACGUGUAUCCAUCAAUCAUAAAUCUUUCACAGACUUCGCCAUGAGACAAGCAUGGGAGUACGACACCGCUCGGGUCAACUUUCACCCGUUCAGCGUGGAGAGCACGGCGAUCCUCGGGUGUGAUGAGGAAGAAGCAACCGGCUCCAAACAGGAAGUGGAGGUCAAGGAGUCUUCACGAGGCAGCGCGACGCCGCCCCUUUCUGCGCACGUGAGAAAGGUGGACAUUGUCACCUGCACGUUUAGCACACCGAGUUCAUGCCAGUCAGCGAAAUGCCUUUGA
This is a messenger RNA of Gymnodraco acuticeps, 1440 nucleotides long. It is a transcript of the gene ptger4c, whose product is annotated as prostaglandin E receptor 4 (subtype EP4) c. Gene Ontology annotation, biological process: positive regulation of cytosolic calcium ion concentration; inflammatory response; adenylate cyclase-activating G protein-coupled receptor signaling pathway. Gene Ontology annotation, molecular function: prostaglandin E receptor activity. The coding region runs from base 1 to 1440 and encodes 479 amino acids. NCBI's taxonomy places the organism in Eukaryota, Metazoa, Chordata, Actinopteri, Perciformes, Bathydraconidae. The transcript is spliced from 2 exons. Gene Ontology annotation, cellular component: plasma membrane. The record is from RefSeq and is a predicted model, not a curated record.